Messenger RNA from Prunus armeniaca (apricot), 1491 nucleotides. The record is from the annotation of a GenBank genome assembly. Lineage: Eukaryota; Viridiplantae; Streptophyta; Magnoliopsida; Rosales; Rosaceae.
AUGGCAGCUCCCAUUUCUAGCUCCUCCUUCCUCAUGAGGUAUAUCAUUUGUUGCUCUGGUUUUCUAUGCCUAAUUCUGUGCUCUUUGGAGAAGGGCUUUGCCUUGGAAGAAAGAGAACAUGCUCACACAGUUGAAGUCAAUUCUCUGCUGCCUGCAACCACCUGCAGCCCCUCCUCCUCCUCCUCCUCCUCCACCAAAGGUCAUAUGAGCAAGCAUGCAUCAUCAUCAGUGCUGAAAGUGGUACACAAGCAUGGCCCAUGUUCCCGACUCAAGAAGCACAAAUCCAAAACUCCAACUCAUGCUCAAAUCCUCCAGCAAGACCAAGCCCGAGUCAACUCAAUCCACUCCCGAGUCAACUCCAAGAAGCAAUUCAAAAGCGUCGAUGAUCUACGCGAAUCGGCGGCCACCACCAUUCCGGCCCAGUCCGGAAGCGUCGUGGGAUCGGGAAACUACAUAGUCAACGUGGGCCUGGGCUCGCCCAAGAAGCAGCUAUCGCUCAUUUUCGACACGGGCAGCGACCUCACUUGGACCCAAUGUAGACCAUGUGUAAAAUCUUGUUACAAACAGAAAGAGCCCAUCUUCGACCCUUCUCUCUCCGCCUCCUACGCCAACGUCUCCUGCACCUCCGCCAAGUGCACUCAGCUGAGUUCGGCCACUGGAAACACACCCGGCUGUGCGGCCUCCACGUCCACCUGCAUCUACGGCAUCCAGUACGGCGAUCAGUCGUUCUCCGUCGGCUACUUCGCCAGGGAGAAGUUGAGCUUGACGAACGCAGACGUGUUUGAUGGGUUUCUGUUCGGGUGCGGCCAGAACAACCAAGGCCUUUUCGGAGGCGCUGCCGGUUUGCUCGGUCUCGGCCGAAACCAAAUCUCCCUUGUGGAACAAUCGGCUCAAAAAUACAACCGGUUCUUCUCCUACUGCCUCCCCUCCACCUCGAGCUCCACCGGCUACCUCAGCUUCGGCAAAGGCGGCGGAUCUUCCAACGCCGUCAAGUUCACGGGCCUCUCCACCGUCUCCCAAGGCGACUCGUUUUACGGCCUCAACGUCGUCGGGAUCAACGUCGGCGGGACUAAAUUGGCGAUUUCGGCUUCGGUCUUUUCUUCUUCGGGGACGAUCAUAGAUUCCGGAACGGUGAUCACGAGGCUGCCGCCGACGGCGUACAGCGCGUUGAAGGCGGCGUUUCGUCAGAGGAUGAAGAGCUAUCCGCUGACUCAGGCGCUCUCGAUACUCGACACUUGCUACGACUUCAGCAGCUUCAAAACGGUGUCGUAUCCGAAGAUUUCGUUCGUGUUUGACGACGGGCUUACGCAGGACUUGGACGCGACGGGGAUACUGUACGUGGGGAGCGCGGAUCAGGUUUGCCUGGCGUUUGCUGGGAAUGGGGACGAUAGCGACAUUGGGAUUUUUGGGAACGUUCAGCAGAAGAGGCUGCAGGUGGUGUAUGAUAUUGCUGGUGGGAAGGUCGGAUUUGCCCCUGCAGCAUGCCCCUGA